This is a messenger RNA of Dioscorea cayenensis subsp. rotundata (Guinea yam), 1060 nucleotides long. RefSeq names its product auxin-binding protein 4. The transcript has 6 exons. Bases 106 to 678 code for a protein of 190 amino acids. The record is from RefSeq and is a predicted model, not a curated record. NCBI's taxonomy places the organism in Eukaryota, Viridiplantae, Streptophyta, Magnoliopsida, Dioscoreales, Dioscoreaceae. Gene Ontology annotation, molecular function: auxin binding.
GGCCCUUUUGCAAAGGAUCUUUCCAGAUAUGAACCCUACUGGCAAUUGAGAGCGGACGGAGCUCAUCAAUCGUCGUUCUCGCCGAAACAUUGAAGAUCUGCAGCAAUGGGAGCAGUAUCUCUAUCGUGGCAAGUCCUUUCUUUCCUCUUCUUGCUUCUCUUGGCUUCCUCUGAUGCUGCUUCCUCUCACUGCGCCUACCAAGGUCCUAUUGUGAGAAACAUAAGCAAUGCAUUUCAAAGUAACUUUGGAAGAGGGGGAUUGUCACAUAUCACCAUUGCUGGUGCACUUUCCCAUGGACUUAAGGAGGUUGAGGUUUGGCUUCAAACAUUUUCUCCUGGAUCUCGGACACCGAUCCAUAGACACUCAUGUGAAGAGGUGUUUAUAAUAUUGAAAGGAAAAGGCACCCUCCUGCUUGCAUCAAGCUCAUUUAAUCACCCUGGGAAACCUAAUGAGUUUCCUAUUUAUACAAAUGCCACAUUUAUUGUUCCUGUGAAUGACCCACAUCAGAUAUGGAACACAAGUGAAGAUGAGGAUUUACAGUUACUUGCUAUAGUAUCUCGCCCACCAGCCAAAAUAUUUAUUUACAAUGACUGGGACAUGCGACAUGCAGCGGCCAAAUUAAAGUACCCUUAUUAUUGGGACGAGGAAUGUUUGUAUCAGCCUAAGGAUGAGCUUUGAUAUUCUUAUACUCAAGACAUUAGUUCAUCAUUUAUAUAUGAUGACUGGUACAUGCCCCACACUGCAGCCAAAUUGAAGUUCCCUUUUGAUUGGGAUGAGGAUUGCUAUGAUCAACCUAAGGAUGAAUUGUGAUAUUCUUUUGACUGCAGGGUUUGAAAAUAUUAGUUUGUAAAAUGUUUGUUCUUUGCAUUAAAUAGUAUCAAAAUUAUAUACUUCAUCUACAUCGAAACGUACCUGUUAUACUUUUAUUCGGAUGAAUCAGAGUUUGUCAAGUUAUAUAGCAAAUUUGCAUGUAUUAUAGCACAGAGUGAUUCAAGAAAAUUUUCUGGGGGUAUGAUGUAUUGCAUAAAAGUUAUUCAAAAUGAUUUGUUUGUUAUUUUCA